AUGUUUCUGGUUUUUAACCAAUUCAAAACUCUCUGGCUGCUACUUCUGAUAACCUUCACACAAUGUGAAGGAAGUAUUCAUUGGACAUUUUUUCCUUCGGUUCCUAAGGAAAUCAACAAAACAACAUUUCCAGUCAACAUCAAUUCAAACUCUUCAUCGGAUGUAAUUUUAUUGAAAUGUCCAGACAAGAAAUACAGGCAUUUAACUGUUAAUGACACUUUUAACUUGAACGAUUCGUCAGACUUUAGAAAACUAACGAUACGCACUGAAAGUAAAACUUUUGCAUGGACACUGUUGGGAUAUAACCUGUUUGGACCUCACCUAGUUCAUUGUGGAGUUUUUGGAAAAGCAUUAAGUGACGAAAACCACAAGCUCUAUAAAUGGAAGUUUAAUUUUAACUGGGAACUCGCACCAAAUCCUUAUAUGGUGGCAAAACGAAUUACAAUAAAUAACCAACUACUUCAUCCUGACGAAUGCGGCAAUGAUGAAAAAAAAGUUUUAAAAUUCACAAAGGACAAAACAGGGAAGAUAUUUCAACUCAGAUUAGUUAAUGAUGAAUUGAAAACAUCGGAUGAACUGCCACAUGUAAAUAAGAUUUAUUAUUUGUUUACAAUGCCUGAAGAUAAUUCUAAAAAGGAGAUUGCAGAGCCUUGUAUGAUCUUUAGAGCUAUCAAUGACAGACCAGAAAUUUUAGUUAAAGGAUACAAUUCAACUCAAGUAAUGCUGAAUGGUACACAAGUUGAAGUUAUAAAAUUUGACUAUUUGGAAAAGUUUCUUGAAAUUCAACUCCUUUUAAAAAAUCAACCAAAUUUAAAAGAUUUUUAUAAGAACGAAGAAAUUUUAAUAACCAAAGUUAUUUUUACAAAGAAUGGAGUUAAAGAAGUGCCAAACUCCAACAAAACUACUAAUGGUACCUUCUCAUUGAAUGGAUAUGAACUUUUAAAAUUCUCCUAUGAUUGCCCGUCGAUUGGAAGAAACCGUAUGAUAACAAAGAUCUUCUAUUUCGCACCACCACAAGAAAACUUUACAUAUCCAUUGGAGUACAUUUUUUACUCAUCAAAUGAGACGGUGGUCAGACCAAAUUGUUCCAUCAAUAGAUUCAGUUUUGGAUACCUUUAUUCAGUUGAUUACAUUAACAAAAAUAUAGUUAAUCUAACUGAGUUGAAUGCUAAUGGAGUAGCAAAAGAUGGUUUGUAUCGCUCUGGUGAUUUUGUCUUUACAUCAGAAGUAAAAAAUUUCAAUACAACAUUAAAAUGCCUUUACAAAACACCUAAUGGAAAAGUCACUUUAAUUCACUCGUUUUUACGUAAUGACAAACCAAGUUCUGAAAAAGCUGAAUCAACUAAUAAGAAUACACAAAAAUCAGGAUUUGAAAAAUUUAAGGAAAAAUUUGGAUUUUUUGGUGCAAUUUCUAUUAUUGUUGGAAGUGUCAUUAUUGGUAUUUUAAUUUUUAUUGGUUUCUGUGCACUAAUAUUUCUUAAACAAAUAAAGUUAUAUAUUAGAAGAAGGAAAUUAGCAUCUAAAUAUCCUAAUAUAUUUGCAUUGUGGAAAGAAGUAUCAAAUGCAAAUUUGGAAAAGUACUGUAAGAUAGUUCAAGAUGAAAACUAUAUUCCGGAUAUAUUAAUGAGGCAAUCGUUUUUAAAGAAAAUAGAAGGUGAUGAAGAGGUUGAUUACGAUACAAGUACUCGUUUUGAUUCAUCUUUGGUCAAAUGUUUUAAAUCAAUCUCUGAAGAAAUAAGAGCUCAUUACAUUAAUGAUGUCUCACCAGAAAGAAAUUAUAUCAUUUCUGAUGGACCAACACCUGAAAAAAUACAAUAUUUUUGGGAGUUACUUUACAAAGAAGAUGCUACAGUUGUUGUUGCAAUGAUUUAUCACGAUAAUGAAGAUAACCCAGAAACAAAUAAUAAAUUGUUAUAUUGGCCUGAAAAAAACCAAACUUAUGGAAAUGUUACUGUUAAAUUUUUGGAAGAACUGCCAACGAAUCUUAUAUCUGUUAAAAUUUUAAAGUUUAACAUGACUAUGAAGGGAGAAAAGUCAAAGGAACUGACAAUUUUUCAUGUCAAGGAUUGGAAGGAAUAUACAAUACCAAAUACGGAUCUGGAUUUCACCAAAUUACACUCAGAGGUUUCUGAAUGUGCUGGAAAUAAGAAUAUUCUUGUCCAUGCUUCACGUAGUGCUGGAUCAAGUGUAUUUAUUUUUACAUAUUUUUGUUGUAUUUUGGAAAUAAUUAAAGCUGAUGUCUCAAUUUUUAAUCCAAUGGAGAUUAUAAAAGAAAUUCGUGAAAAACGUUAUGGUGGUAACAUUUCUUCUAUAGAAUAUGCUUACUUAUUAAAAACUCUUAUUACAUAUUUUUUUGAUAAUAUGAUGUUAUUGGACACAAAUAAUAAAAGAAUAAAUUUUACCAACCAAUAUGACAAUUAUCUUUACAAGUUGAAUGCUCCUAAAGACAAUAUGGAUAAAAGAAUCAAGCGUUUUUUACAAUUUAUUAGUAUUCUUGAUGAUGUAAAAUUGGAUGAACUUUGUGUACAAUUUGAUAAAGUAGGAAUUAUAAGUGAUAAUGGUCUUAAAAUAAAAUGUAAACGUUUCUAUGAUGCUAAACAAAAAAAUCGUUACAAUGAUAUAUCAUGUCUUGAUAAAACAUCAGUAAAUAUUAAUGGAUAUGAUUCUAAAAAUGUACUUGGUUAUAUACAUGCUAAUCAAAUGAUCUAUAAGUAUGGUGAUGAAAAGGAAAGAAAAAUUAUUAUGUGUCAGGCACCAUUAUUAACAACAGUUGAUGAUAUGUAUGACAUGAUUUUUAGAUACAAGAUCGGAAUCAUUGUCAUACUUCUCAAUGAAAAAGAAAUAAAGGAACAAAAUAAAUGUUUUCCUUAUUUCCCAACAGAUGCUAAAGAAAUAAAAACAAGUAGAUUUACUAUCUUGUAUAUUAAUAAAAAAUUUGAUAAUGAAAAUCAUAUUAUUGAAUAUGACUACACAAUUUUUAAUGAUCAAAAUGUAUCAAAUAAUUUUAAAAUUCUUCAAUACAUCAAUUGGCCUGAUAAAAGCAUACCUACAGAAAGUAAAACUAUUCAUGAACUGUACAAAAAGAUUAUAAAUCUUGACAAUAAUUGUCAAAUAGCAAUUCAUUGUAGUACAGGAAUAGGAAGAACUGGAUCAUUAGCAUUAGCUAUUUAUAUGAUUGAUAUGAUCAAUUCAUAUAUAGCUUUUGAUCCAAUAAAAUUUUUGGAAACUCUUAGGUCAUAUCGUUAUAAAGCAGUUCAGACUAAGAUGCAAUUUAUCUUUUCUCUUUCAAUUGUUUAUGAACAUUUUAAAAAUAAGAUAGAUGAAAUGGAUCCUGAUGCUUACAAAAAUUUUACAACAAUGUCAAAAAAAAUCUUGCGUCAAAAUAAAGAAUAUAAAGGAUAA
This is a messenger RNA of Strongyloides ratti, 3402 nucleotides long. Its product is annotated as Protein-tyrosine phosphatase, receptor/non-receptor type domain and Protein-tyrosine/Dual specificity phosphatase domain and Protein-tyrosine phosphatase, catalytic domain-containing protein. Gene Ontology annotation, molecular function: protein tyrosine phosphatase activity. Lineage: Eukaryota; Metazoa; Nematoda; Chromadorea; Rhabditida; Strongyloididae. Bases 1 to 3402 code for a protein of 1133 amino acids. The record is from RefSeq and is a predicted model, not a curated record. The transcript has 3 exons. Gene Ontology annotation, biological process: protein dephosphorylation.